Trichomonas vaginalis G3 is the source of this 888-nucleotide messenger RNA. Its product is annotated as transient receptor potential cation channel subfamily A member 1 family. The transcript has a single exon. NCBI's taxonomy places the organism in Eukaryota, Parabasalia, Trichomonadida, Trichomonadidae. The coding region runs from base 1 to 888 and encodes 295 amino acids. Gene Ontology annotation, molecular function: protein binding; fatty-acyl-CoA binding. The record is from RefSeq and is a predicted model, not a curated record.
AUGAAAAUCGAUAGCAACUACAACAAUUUAGCGGAAUACAUCACUAUAGAUGAUCUUACGCAAUUACACAUUCAACAUCUUCUUGAAUUACUCCAAGAUUCUUUCCAAAUUUUCGGUUUCGAAAGCGUUCUUUACAAGUUUUGCACAGAAAAUAUAACAGACAAAUUCAAUGAUUAUUAUCAAAGGGCAGAUAACGAAUUCACCAACUGCAAUAACGAGUAUUCUAUUUUAAAUUUAGAGAACGAAAAAUACAGAAAAGAAAAAGACGAAGUAAAUAAAUUAAUCAACGAACAUACAAAGAAUAAGUACAAGAAAUUAUUUGCAUCAACAAUUGUUUGCAUUUUAUUUUCUUUAUUCUUCUUUUUAUUGUUUAUUUUUCUUUGUUUUAAGAAUACAAAAAUCCAACAAAUUGAUCUCAAAGCAAGUUACAAUAAUUUACUGAUUAUGGUAACUGGAAGUAACGAAAAUAAUAAUUUCACAUUGAAUUGUUUAUCAAAUCCGUCAAAAGAAAAUUAUAGGGGACUUUUGGAUCAUGUUAAAUAUAUAAAUGCAACUGAUCAUUAUAAGAGAACACUUCUUCAUUACGCUUGUAUAAGAAAUGAUUACGAUUCUGUAAUUUAUCUUCUGACAGAAAAUGCUGAUCCAAACAUCGUUGACAUUUAUGGGAAAACACCACUUUACUACGCAAAAGAAAAUGGAGCAGCUGAUAUCGUGCGAGCAUUAGAAGAAAAAGCAGCAAAGGAAAUCGAUACGAAUAAAAAUGGUUUCAUUUCCCAGUUAACGAAACAAGAAUGGUUCCAGAGAUUGUUCCAGUUCUCAAAUAAGAAAUCAAAUAAUAAUAUAAUUAAUGGAUCCACUGUGCUUCGUGGCAAAGAGAGAUUUGUUUAA